Molecule: messenger RNA, 2446 nt
Organism: Cyprinodon tularosa
Lineage: Eukaryota; Metazoa; Chordata; Actinopteri; Cyprinodontiformes; Cyprinodontidae
Product: transmembrane protein 151A
Exons: 6
Coding region: 420-2351 (643 amino acids)
Source: RefSeq, a predicted model, not a curated record
CUCUUCGGUCGGUCACGCGCCAUCACGUGUCACUAAGUCGUUACGGAGCUCGGUGUGAGCACGAGCCGCGGCGGUUAAACCGUUCCCAGUGGCAGGUCGGACUGCAGCUCUCGUUCCUCUCUCAUCCUUUAAAGCAGAGGAUGCUGCGGGUACAGCACCGACCGUGAGCGGGUCACAGCGGCGGGCAGGAGGAGGAAGAGACGCGCGAAGGACACCAGCAGCACCGGAGACAGAUGGGGAUUGAUUUGCCGCAGGCCCCUGCCGUCGUGAAAUCGGACACCGACCUGCGGCGGAUGGGGUGACCGAGCUCGCUGCUUCUCCGCCGGGGAGGCCCCAUGACUGCGGACGUUACCUGCCUGGGAGCUGCUGCCAGCGGCCGGUUGUAAGGUGGAGGACGGAGACAGGGAAAGGUGAGGAAAAUGCAGACGGAGGAGGAGACGGCCGCCGCAGAAGAGCCCAUUUUGGAGGAAGGGUCAGGACGAGAGCAGCAAAAGCCCACCCAGCAAUCCCUGGCCUCCUCCCUGUGCAGAGAGUCCCACUGGAAGUGCCUCCUCCUGACCCUCCUCAUGUAUGGUUGCUUCGCCACGCUGGCCUGGUGCGCUAUCUGUCGGGUGCCCGUCCUCGGCUCCGCCCCCUCCAUACCUCUCGGUGCCGAUGAUGACGCCACAUCUGCAGCCUACUACAAUGAUAUGGUUCACUGGGAGAGUCCAUGCUCGAGCGGAUAUGUCUACAUCCCCCUGGCCUUUCUGGCAAUGCUUUAUGUGGUUUAUCUGGUGGAGUGCUGGCACUGCUUCUCUAAGACGGCCAUGUUGGCUCAUGCUGAAUUCCAGGAAGUGUACGAGCGGGUGCAGAGACUCCAGCAGGCCACUCCAUGCAUCUGGUGGAAGGCCAUCAGCUAUCACUACGUCAGGAGGACCAGACAGGUGACCAGAUACCGCAAUGGAGAUGCAUACACAACCACACAGGUCUAUCAUGAGCGAGUUAACACUCACGCCUCCAGUUCAGAGUUUGACUACGCCCGCUAUGGCGUCAAAGAUGUGUCAAAAGAGCUGUUGGACCUGGAGCAGCACCCUGCGGUUCGCCUCCGCUUCACUAAAUGUUUCAGCUUUUCCAGUGCUCGCGCUGAAGCUGCUUACCUCACUCAGCGAGCACGGUUCUUCGGUGAAAAUGAGGGGCUCGAUGACUAUAUGGAGGCCCGGGAGGGGAUGCAUCUAAAAAACGUGGAUUUCAGAGAGCACAUCCUAGCUUUCCCAGAUCCUGCUCAUCAGCCUUGGUUUUCAAGGCACCGGGUGUUCUGGCUGGCUUCAGCUUUCCUCCUCUCAUGGCCACUUCGCGUCGUUUCGGAAUACCGCACAGCAUAUGUGCACUACCAUGUGGAGAAACUGUUCGGUGAGGAUGAGGACAGCGGUGGAGGUGGGGGAGUUGUUGGUGGAGGGCAGGGUGGAGGAGGAAGAGGGGACACAGUGGAAGGAGCGACUGAGAAUGGAAUCCAUCCAGGAGGACUUGGGAUUGGACUGAAUGGGACAAGCUACCGAGCUAUCUCUCGUGUCAACACAGUGGACAUGACAGAGCUGGAGUGGCACAUCCGUUGUAACCAACAAAUGGUUCCAAGCUACUCUGAGGCUCUUCUUAUGGAUUUGGACUCCAGUGGAAGCACAAAUCCCACAGCCUCAACGCCCAUCUCUGGACCUCCGGGGAUCACUCCCACCCAGGGGCCUCAUCAGCCACCUCUGGCUCUGCCUGUGCUGUUCAACUCUGCUUACCUGCUGCAGAGCUGCCCCAGAUGCAGGAGAACCACAUCGAGCUCCAGUCUUCCCUCCCGGUUAAGGGCUCCAAUGGGAACCACGGCCCUCCUGAACGCUACUGUGGCUGGGAUCCGUGCAGCAGGGCCGGGAAGUGGAGGGGUAGGAGGAAGACUGGUGCUCAGCCGCAGCGGAUUCUCUUUGGGCAGACUGGGAGGUGGGCGACAGAACAGCUUGUUUCACUCAAGAAGCAUUGGAGGAGGACUGGCAGGCAGCAGGGAAGACGGAGGAGGGAGUGGGGGUGGAGGAGGCAGUGGGGCUGGAGGUGGAGGGUCUGGGGGAUUUUUAGGAAUAGGCUCUAGACAGAACAAUGAAGAGACCAGGGGGGUCCUCGAAGGAGAGGAGGAGGAGGAAGAAGAAGAGGUGAGAAGAAGGGAAAGCGGGGGAAGAGAGAGAGACGAGGAGGCAGAGCAGGGAGGAGGGGGUGGAGGAGAGGGCAGGGAGGGUGACAGGGAUCGACCUCCUUCCUACCAGGACGCUUUCUUCUUUCCUGUCCUUAUAAUACAUGGAGAGGAGAGCUGCCACGCCGGAGAUGACAUGCGAGACUGAGAAGAAAAUGAGCGGUUCGAGCAGGAGCUGAAAGAAGACACUGAGCACACAGGAAGGAGUAUUAUCCAACAACAAAGACAGAUACUGAGAAUAAG